This is a messenger RNA of Prorocentrum cordatum, 2421 nucleotides long. NCBI's taxonomy places the organism in Eukaryota, Dinophyceae, Prorocentrales, Prorocentraceae. The record is from the annotation of a GenBank genome assembly.
AUGGAGUCGCUCAGAGAGGUGCAGUCCAAUUGGCGGGACUCUGCCAAGGCUUUUUGGAAAUCGAUGGCGGGCGAAGGGGCCCCGAAGCCCCUGGCCAAGCUUCACAGGCUGAAGGUGUUGCUUUGGUUGGCGGCCUCGUGGAUGGACCUUGUUGUUGCGACCGGUCGCGGAUGGGACCAGUUCCAGGUAGCGCAGGACCCCGCCCAGCGGGGAGACCCGCUGACUUGGCCGAGCAUCACCGUCACGAUCGAUCAGGGGUCCGACGGUUGGUCGGCGUGUUUUUUCCUUGCCUCGGAGUUCCUCAACGUGAUACCUUUCUUCGAUGUGAGCCAUCGCGUGUGGAACGACACGCGGCUGGCGAUCCAGGAUUGCGGCUGGUGGCACGUGGCGCUCCUUUUGGUCGGCCUUAUGAAUCUGGACCACGGGCCGUGGCCCACCCAGCGUUGGUUCAACGAGACGAGAGACGGUGUCAGAGACUAUUUGUACAUGAAUACACGGGCGUGCCCGAUGUUCCAAGGCCUCUUCGAGCACAUGUGGCGCGAGGCCGGGGACCCGGACAGGGUGCCCGCGGAAGCGGAUGAGGAAGAGAUGUUCCGAUCUCUCGAUUCCGUCGUGUCCAACAAGAUUGCGAAAGUUGGUGCGUCCAGGUGGUUUCAGAUGGUCACGUCUGCUUCCAUGUUCGUCAAGAUUUGGUCCAGGCGACUGUUGCUCAUAAUCUCCAUGCUGAACAUGCUUGGCGACAAGGUCAGGCCCGACCUUCUGAACGUGGAUAUUGUCCGGCGAAAGGAGGAGGACGAUAUCAACAAAACAACAACCAAGGAUGAUAAAGAAGAGGUGCGAACGAUCAGGAGGAGCUGCAAGAACACGUUGCACUUCAUGGCGUCGAUGCUCUCGCAGAGACUUCUCUAUGCCGUUGCUGUCAUCAUUAGCUCGCUUGCGAAACCAGUCCAAGAGUGGCACUCGGAGCAGAAUAAAACGAACAGGUCAGGUGAGGCUUCGAAGCGAUGGUGGGUUGGGCGAGCCAUUGACCGUGGUUUGCCACAUUUGCGGGACAUUACAGCGACGAUUAACGACGACCUCUUCGUAAAGUUGGACAUGCAUACGAGGAGGACAAUGGACGAGAAGACGCUCGAGAAAAUGACCGUCGAUGACCCGCAGGCACACUCGGACAAUCAGAUGAUGAACCUGAUUGUGAACUUCCAGCUUGCUCUCUUCCGUCGCCGCUGCCGGCCCCUCAUGCACUUCGAUGGCGCCCCGUGCCAUUUCUACGGGAUCAUCGACGAGGCUCGCGGCCCAGAGUUCGUGCAGGUGGUCGAGGGCGAAUGGAAAGAUUGGAAUGAGAUCCAGGAUGUGACGAUCUACAAGGGCCCUUUCUGGGACAAGGUCCGUCGGCGGAGCAUGAUGAAUAGGGCGCAUUCGGCGCAGGUCGCCACCGCCCUCCAGGCGGCAGGGUGGCGUCGCACGCCAGAGACUGUUCAGCUGUUAGAGCGCCAGAUCGACGGCGUCACAACCACAAAAAUCGUCGAAGACGGCGUCCGUGAACUCCGACAGGCUGAAGUCAGCGGGAAUUUCAAAGGAGAUGUAUCAGACCGGCGGAGCUGGUGGACUCUGAUCAGCACGACCAUUCAAUCCGUCAAGUUCAGUUUCGGCACAAUGAGGUGGCACAACAUCUGCAUCCCUAGGGGCUUGAGGAGCCGGAGCAUAGAGAAGAUGUUCCGCGCCAGUUUCUCGGUGCUUCCGAAACCUUGGUUGAGAAUGGUCACCUCCAGCAAAACUGCCCCCUAUUGGUCGACGGCGCCGUUGUUGAGCACGGGCCACGUGGAGGAUAAGAGGCUCAUGGGCGUGCUCCGUCCUUUAGGCCGUUUGCAAGUGGCUCCAAAUUCGUGGCACAGCGUCGUUGCACAGUCCAGCGCCCACAAGAUUCUUAUGACAAGCCGUCUCGUGGGAGAGCGUUGGUUUCUUCCCCUCGGAACCUCGUCAGGAUCAUGCGUGCUAGGGGUACCCAUGCGCAAAGUGACCACAGGCUUACACGAGUUCUGGGUGAUGGAGGAGCUCGACAGGUUCUAUUGGAUGGCGGUGGUCGAUUGGCACGAGUGGGAGGCGAUGACAGUGACCGCGCGGGCUCCUCUGCACCAUCGCCUCGCGACGGGUGAGUGGAGCGAGGACCGAGUGAUUUUCGAGAAGGUGGGGCGUGGCGGAACCCUGCUGGAAGUCGCCGCGUGGAAUGGUUGCUACAUGCUCCCCAGGGUCGCCGUCAGGAGGAUCGCCGCUGCAGUCGGGGCCCUGGGCGAUCUCAUUGCCAUGGAUUUCGGCGACCUGAUUCUGGCAGUUGCUGAGGCGGUCCUCCCAGGGCCUCUGUCUGACGACCACAAGCUGGAGAUCCUGAGGCGCCGCAGACAGGACACCCUGGGCGCGAAGUAG